AUGCGAUUUCAAAUUAAAAACGCAAAUUUGCUUCUGAAAUUUUUAAGAAAAGAGAACAAAUUAAGAGAAGCUGCUCCUAUUUCUACUGACAAUAGUGACUUUAAAAAAGCCUUGACACCGUGUGAGCAUAACUUCAUCCCGGGACCUACCAGGUGGCCGGUGGUGGGGAGCCUGCCGUAUAUAAUAAGAAAAGGAGGACUCCGAAAACAACACAUAACAGUGGUGGAAUUUCAUAAGAAAUUUGGGAAGAUUUUUAAGAUGAAGUUGGGUCCGUUUGAGUCAGUGCACGUUGGGGCUCCGUGCCUCCUAGAGGCUCUUUACCGCAAAGAAAGCAACUACCCCCAGCGCCUGGAGAUCAAACCAUGGAAAGCUUACCGAGACUACAGAAACGAAGCGUAUGGACUGCUCAUACUGGAAGGAAAAGACUGGCAAAGAGUGAGAAGCAUAUUUCAGAAAAAGUUAAUGAAGCCAACUGAAGUAAUAAAGCUAGAUGGAAAAAUCAACGGGGUUCUGAAGGAUUUUAUUGGAAGAUUAGAGAAGCUUCGUGAUGAGACAGGCAAGAUUGAUGAUUUAUACCAGGAACUGAACAAAUGGUCCUUUGAAACAAUUUGCUUGGUGUUGUACAAUAAGCGAUUUGGUCUUUUGGAAGAAAAUGUAGGUGAAGAAUCUUUGAACUUCAUUCAGGCUAUUAAAACUAUGAUGGAUGCAUUUGGUAAAAUGGUGGUGACUCCAGUUGCACUUCAUAAGUGCCUUAAUACACAGACUUGGAAGGACCAUACAGAAGCUUGGGAUAACAUAUUCAAAACAGCAAAAUGUUACAUUGAUGGGAGACUGAACAGUGACUCAUCCUGCCCUGCCAAUGACUUCCUCUCAGACAUCUACAGUGACAGUAAACUAUCAAGAAAAGAGCUAUAUGCUACCAUCACUGAGCUCCAGAUUGGAGGAGUGGAGACGACUGCCAACAGUUUGCUAUGGGCCAUUUUCAAUCUCUCUCGCAAUACCAAAGUACAAGAAAAACUUAAUGAGGAACUGUUGCGUGUGCUGCCUAAAAACCAAACUCCAACUGCAGAAGAUAUUAAGAAAAUGCCCUACCUGAAAGCUUGUCUGAAGGAGUCUAUGAGGAUUACUCCUUCUGUGCCCUUUACAAGUCGGACCUUGGAAGAAGAAACCGUCCUUGGUGACUAUCUGCUGCCUAAGGGAACAAUCUUAAUGAUAAGCUAUCACGCAUUAGGAUGGAAUGAAGAAUAUUUUGAAGAAGGAAUGCAGUUCAAACCUGAACGCUGGCUACAGCAUACAGAUAAAAUCAAUCCUUUUGCUCACAUUCCAUUUGGGAUUGGAAAAAGGAUGUGUAUAGGCCGGCGGCUGGCAGAAUUGCAGCUUCAGUUGGCUCUCUGCUGGCUGGUACAAAGGUACAGAAUAGUGGCAACUGAUGAAGAUAAUGUGGAAAUACUGAACGCUGGGAUGAUGGUGCCAAAUCGUGAGAUCCCUGUUGCAUUCCACAAACGUUAAAAGAGCACCUUGAUUCUUCGAGAGCACAGCCAACCCUACACCCUUGUUAACCUCAACAUUUUAUAAUCAGUCAAAAAGGCAUCACAAGGCCAAAAUAACAUUAUGGGAAUGGAAAGAUUACAACACUUUUUAUGACUCACAGAGGAUUACAGUCUACACCUGGUCUGAUAAGAAAUUUAGUAAUGCAACCUUAUUUUGACAGACCCAUUCACUGAGUAAUAGCCUUACAUACUGUAAAGAAACACUAUGUGAUAUUUAGUGCUUAACGUUCUGUAAAGUUGUAAUAUAUUAUAUGUAAAAUUAUAUAAAGUAAGGGUUUUCAAAUAACCAGAAGAAAUUCUCUCCAUGAAAACUUGUGUCUGUGCUAGUACUCUGCAAACAAAACUGUCCAUACAGACUGAGUUGUUUUUAGGUGGAUUUGUGUUGUUGCUAUAAACAGCAAGUGUUGGAGAAUCGCACAUUGCAGAUCUGCUAGAUGAAGGAGGGAUUUCAGACAGAGAAUACCUGCUUUUUUCUAGAUUAACUGGA
Messenger RNA from Hypanus sabinus (Atlantic stingray), 2037 nucleotides. It is a transcript of the gene cyp24a1, whose product is annotated as 1,25-dihydroxyvitamin D(3) 24-hydroxylase, mitochondrial. Gene Ontology annotation, cellular component: mitochondrial inner membrane. Gene Ontology annotation, molecular function: iron ion binding; monooxygenase activity; oxidoreductase activity, acting on paired donors, with incorporation or reduction of molecular oxygen. Gene Ontology annotation, biological process: C21-steroid hormone biosynthetic process; glucocorticoid biosynthetic process; cortisol metabolic process. The transcript is spliced from 12 exons. The record is from RefSeq and is a predicted model, not a curated record. The coding region runs from base 1 to 1509 and encodes 502 amino acids. Lineage: Eukaryota; Metazoa; Chordata; Chondrichthyes; Myliobatiformes; Dasyatidae.